AUGGUGCUGUUACAUGCACUAUUUAGUGUUCUGCUGCUGCAUCACUUUGGGUUCCUUCCAAAUGCUGAAUCUGAGACUGUCAGCUGUCCAGCACUGGCUGGAGUCCCAGGAUCUCCUGGACACAACUGCCUUGCUGGAAGAGAUGGUAGAGAUGGAAAUACAGGCCCUAGAGGAGACAAGGGAGAGCAGGGUGUGUAUGUGUGUAUGUGUGUGUGUGUGUGUGUGUGUGUGUGUGUGUGUGUGUGUGUGUGUGUGUGUGUGUGUGUGUGUGUGAAAGGAGAGCCAGAUUUCUUGAGUUCAGUUCUACAGCAAGAAGUCCACAAGCUCAAACACCAAGUCGAAAAGCUGAUGAACGACAUCAAGCCCAAAGUGGCGUUCUCAGCGACUGGCCCUGUAAAUAUCGGACCAUACCCGAAACGUGUGACUCUGGUAUUUGGAGAAGCUUUGAUGAAUAUCGGCAACGGUUAUGACCCAAAAACAGGUAUCUUCACAGCACCUGUGAAAGGAGUUUACUACUUCGUUUUUGUCAUCUUCAACGCAAACAACCUGCCGACCGGCGUGGCUCUGACGAAGAAUGGAGAAAACAUAGUUUUUGCCACUGAUAUUCAGCCUGGCUCUGACAGCGAGGACACGGCAACUAAUUCGGUCUCACUGCUGUUGGAGGAAGGAGACCAGGUCUACCUGGAGCUGGUGGAGACCCGGAAGGUCCACACAGACUCAGACAGACGCAACACGUUCAGUGGCCAUCUCCUCUUCACCAUGUAAACAUCCUAAUGGUGAUGGAGAGCCACUUCUUCUGGUCUUUCCUGGCUUUGAAUAUUAGAAAUCCACACACUGAGUGGCUUUAAUGUGUUAUAUCUCAUUACUUUAUAUACUCAACACAGUCGUGUUAUUACUGUAGGUUAUUGCCUCAUUAAUGGGCUCUAACACUUUGCUCAGUUAAGUAUUAUGUAGUUACUUUGAUAUU
Messenger RNA from Tachysurus fulvidraco (yellow catfish), 967 nucleotides. Its product is annotated as cerebellin-1-like. NCBI's taxonomy places the organism in Eukaryota, Metazoa, Chordata, Actinopteri, Siluriformes, Bagridae. The transcript has 5 exons. Gene Ontology annotation, molecular function: protein binding. The coding region runs from base 1 to 765 and encodes 254 amino acids. The record is from RefSeq and is a predicted model, not a curated record.